This is a messenger RNA of Rhea pennata, 4279 nucleotides long. It is a transcript of the gene AQP9, whose product is annotated as aquaporin 9. Lineage: Eukaryota; Metazoa; Chordata; Aves; Rheiformes; Rheidae. Gene Ontology annotation, molecular function: urea transmembrane transporter activity; glycerol channel activity; water channel activity. The record is from RefSeq and is a predicted model, not a curated record. Gene Ontology annotation, biological process: glycerol transmembrane transport; water transport. Gene Ontology annotation, cellular component: basolateral plasma membrane; plasma membrane. Bases 53 to 919 code for a protein of 288 amino acids. The transcript has 6 exons.
AAAUUUUGUGUGUAUUUGUAACUAGGGCUCCAGAGCAAUAGAGGAAGCAAAAAUGAGUCGGAAAAACAAAAGGAGUUUAAAGGAGAAAUUUGCCUUGAAGAACAGCUUGGUUAAAGAAGCCCUCUCAGAAUUCCUGGGAACUUUUAUAUUGAUAGCGCUUGGAUGUGGGAGUGUGGGGCAGGCUGUCCUUAGCCGAGGAGCCCAUGGUGGGCCCAUGACAGUAUCUGUUGGAUUUGCAGUGGCAGUCACCAUGGCAGUGUAUGUGUCUGGGGGGGUUUCCGGUGGUCACAUAAACCCAGCAGUUUCAUUAGCCAUGUGCGUGACUGGAAGGUUAAAAUGGACCAAAUUACCAAUUUACAUAUUAGCACAAUUCCUGGGAGCAUUUGUUGGAGCAGCAGCUGUCUUUGGGAUUUAUUACGAUGCCUUUAUGGAUUAUAGCAGCGGAGCACUUGAAGUCACAGGACCUAACGCAACAGCACAUAUCUUUGCAACAUACCCAGCUCCAUAUCUGUCCCUCAUAAACGGAUUUGCAGAUCAGGUGAUGUCAACAGCUGUUCUUCUUCUGGCUAUAUUUGCUAUUUUUGAUGCAAAAAAUAACAGCGUACCAAAGGGCCUGGAGCCGAUUGCAGUAGGACUCCUUAUAUUGGUACUUACCUGCUCCUUGGGAAUGAACAGCGGCUGUGCCAUGAACCCAGCCAGGGACCUAGGCCCAAGGCUCUUCACAGCCAUUGCAGGAUGGGGAAUGGAAGUAUUCACGGCUGGAAAUAACUGGUGGUGGGUCCCUAUAGUUGCACCUAUGCUGGGGGGAGUACUUGGAGCUGUUACCUAUAUCGUUUUUAUUGAAAUUCAUCAUCCAGAUACUCAGCCAGGAGAAGAAAAUGACAUACAUGAUAAAUAUGAACUUACUAAUAUGGAGUAGAUAAGCGAACAACGUGGUUCUUUCUCUUUUUGUCUUACUGUUUUUAUUCAAAUGAUUGUUUGGACCAUUUUAUAAAAACGGUAUGCCUCAAUUAGAAAUAUACUUUUCAUAGCAGAAAAUUUAUAUAGAAAACAAGUUGAGAAGUGACCUCUUUCAUGAGACAACUGCCUGAUCACAUUCAAAAUUGGAAUCAAGUUACGGUUUUUGGGGGAUAAAUUGUUCUAUCAUGUAGCUUUCACAUCAGGUUGUCACCUACGUGAAACUGUAGUGAGAUGAUACACUUAUCUGUCAGUUCAACACAGAUGAUCUAAAUCAUAUUGCCUAAUUAACUAAAAAUGGAUGAGAUAUUGUUACUGAACUGCAUGCACAGGUACUUAAUUAGUUCACUGCUGAAUUAAUGUGUAAGAGUACCUCUCACUUGUUAUAACCAUUAUUUUAAAAUGACUUGUGCUUAAAAGAAAAAUAUCAGAAUUGCCAAAAUGUCAACUGUACUGAUUUUAAGUAACUUACUAGCUGUUUAUCUGACCACUGACUGAACAGUGAGGGAACAACUCAUCACUGAUGAGAUUUAGUAGUUCAGAAUGAUGGCAAAGGGUAAACUCUGUGUUACAAGAUCAACACCAAAAAGACAAAGCUGUACUUCAUUGGUUCUUUAUAGCAAUGAUGUUCAAUUAUUUUUAAACUAUUUACUUGACCUUCAUGUAACCUAAUAUUAAAAACCUAACCCAGAAUAUUAACCCGAACCUCUCCUGCUGUGCUUUCUGGAUAAAAUUCAUUCCUGUGGAGAUGGGCCAGCCACAGAGGCUUAGGCUGUGCCGAGGUCAGCAAAAGGACUAUGGCUGCAUAAGCUUUUAAGAGGCCUUGUGCUGCUGAUCUACACAAGGGAGAAUUUCAUCUGCUUUGUGGGAGCACUUUUUAUUUUGGUAGCACUAAUUUACAAUUAGAAGCAGGUCUUAGACCUAGUCCCAGACCUGAAUUCCCUGAGGAAGGCCAGCUCCACAUCAGAAGUCUGAAGCACGUCUUCUCUGGCACUAGGCAGAAGUGGCUGAAUAUAGGCCACUUCUUCAACAUUCAACUGAUGCUAUUUCAGAAUUAUGGUCAAGUUUCAACCUUGAAAAAUGAAAUUACUUCUGGUUAAUCACUGUAAAUUGAAUGUAUGCAGUUAAUUCAAAGGGUUUUUCUUUUUAUACACACACACAUAUACAUACAUACAUGUGUAUGUGUGUGUGGUUGAUGGUGGCAAUCAUAAAUAAAUAGACAUCAUAUUCAGUGAUGCUCUCAAGCUAUUUUCAUGGCAAAGCCUUAAGGCACCAGUUCAAUGCACUCAUUUUAGGGUCUUACUCCCUUUGGAUUCCUACAGGCUGCUUCCUUGAAUUCCAUGCUAUUUUCUCAUCUUUCCCUGAAGGAAGGAACUCUUCAUGUUGCCAGUCAUGGCCUAUGCACCUCAAUGAGGUUUUGACCUCAUCAAAAGUGGUUUUGAAAAUAAUAUGGACAGACUCUGCCUCAGCUUUUAUAUAGAUCAGGUCCCUGACUCCACAUGCCUUUGUCGCCCUCCCAUGUAUGCCACACCAAAUGCAGGGCAGCAAAAGGGACCGACUUGCAGGUCAGACAAAGUUUUACUUGCUGCAGUUGUGGUCAGAUGAUGCUGUAUACUUGACAAGUAUAAUUCUGAAUUUAACUACAUUUUUUCCGUGUCUUUAAUUACAUGUUUGAAGAAAACUUACAGAACUGUAGGUUACCCAGUGUUCAUGUAAACCCUGUGCAAAAGGCCGAUUUGAUUCACUGUUUCUCUGCUAUAGGUUAAAAGGCAAUAUAGCUGUACCCAUGCACAUUUGGCUUCAUUAUGUCACUCUGUGAGGUGACUGCCAGCCAUGGUGGGGCAUUAGCCAGGUAGGAGUGGCCAGAGCGUGGCCAUCUGCUCUGACAGGCACUUGCACUUAUGCUGAAGCCUACGCUGCGCAUUAAAUGUCUGUGCAGAAAAUAAAAAUAGUCAGAUAGUCAGUUAACCAAAAGUAACUAGUUUCAUCAAAAAAUGGUGGAAGCAGCUUAUCACCUACUGUGCUAGAACUUUUUGCAUAGCCAGUGGGCUUUAUAGCCCUCACUAAUGUUUUUUUUUACCAUGACAUGGAAAGCCUGGGGAAAAGCAGAACACAGGUAGGGAUGAGAAAGGGACAAUUUAUUUAUAUUGUGCACUGCACGACAAGCCUACAUUUGCUGCAGGUCUUUGUGCACUGGCUGAAGUGUAUAAAGUGCUUCCACUACAUUUUCUCAAAAACCUUCAGAUCAUAACAGUUCUGCCUGUAAAUCAGCCUAAAAUCUUGCUUCUCCUAGUUAUAUCAUACCUAUUCACUGGAUUACUGUAUAAAUCCCAUCUACUUCUCUGAAGUUAUCCACACAAAAAUCAUAAGCAGUGACAAACUGGUGCGAUAUCUCAGGCAUACUUGAAAUAUGCUCUCAACAAGUUGUUGUCAAUUCCAUAUUUGCUGAAAGAACUUAUUUUUAAACUUCAAUUAAAUAUUAAAUAUGUUUGUAAAUUCUUAGAAAUGCAUGGUACUAAUACCGCAGUUCAUACCGACUUCCCUGAAGCCAGAAUUUAAUUCAGGGAAAAGGUGUUAUAUAGUUCAACCUCAGAUAUGACAUAAUUUUCAUUAUAUAACAUCAUAUAACAUUCAUAAGAAUGAAUUCCUGUUUUAGGGACAAAACUCAGCUGAGUCUUAACUACAGGGCCAUAACCAGUAUCUCCUUAAUGUAACUGGAACAGUAAUAAUAAUCUCCUGCCUUAAGCUUCAGCAGAUAUCAAGAUCUGUUUGGUGCAGAACAAAAGGGCAUUUUUAAUUUGCAUAAACUAUGCAGUUUUUUAAUGUCAACUGAUAUUCAGUGAUCGCAUUCAUAUUGAAUUAAUAUAACAUAGUUGGCAACAAGAGAAAGCUUUUCCAGUUGUAAGAUGUUCUGGUAAAUGAAUUAAUAAUAACCAGACUUGAUCAUAUUAAUGUGAAAAAAAAAAUUUAGAGCAUUGCUCAACUUUCAGUUUGGGUUUGUUUUUCUUUUUUCUUUCUUUUCUGUUUUCCUCUUUUUGGAAAAUGUGUUUUUUUUUUUUUUUUUUUUUUCCUAAAGCUAAACUUAGCACUGUAGUAAUUUGGAGAGUGACAAUGCAACUGGUACUGGGUUAAAGUUUGGCUACUGCAUGUUGUUUCAUAGAAGCCAGUGCAAUUAUUCACAAUAGGAGGCAAUAUUGGCAGGGCUAAGUGUUUGGAGAAGCAAGCUCUGAGCAGAGUAGAAACUGUACUUUGUUGUAGUUUUCACUGUGGAUUUGGACAAAUGAGUUGGAGUUCAAAAUAAAUAUAUUCAAUCCCUCAUAAA